Molecule: messenger RNA, 855 nt
Organism: Saccostrea cuccullata (small rock oyster)
Lineage: Eukaryota; Metazoa; Mollusca; Bivalvia; Ostreida; Ostreidae
Exons: 5
Coding region: 298-855 (185 amino acids)
Source: RefSeq, a predicted model, not a curated record
GAGGCCUUCAGGAAAACUGGAAUUUUCCCUUUCAAUCCUGACGCCAUUGAUGUUAAACAACUUGCCCCGGCCGACAAAUAUCCAUUUGCACCCCAAAGUGUGGUCCCUGAAAAUCAAGUUGAAAGACAUGAAAUCCUGUGCCAUGCAUGUGGGCAUUUCUGUGAGAAGCAUCCCCUGGUCAGGCAAGGUUUAAUUCCAGAAACCUUGUCCGAGAUUUUCCUUCCUAUCUUUCACGUACCACCUGAGAAAAAAAGAAGGGUUAUUACGAAAUCAAGAGUAUUAACAGGAGAUGAAAUAAUGGAACAAUUGUUGAAAAAGGAGGCAGAGGAGGAGAAAAAAAGGAAGAGGAGAGAGGAAAAGAAAGAGUUGGUAGAAAAUAGGAAGAAAGAAGCCGAGAAGAGAAAAAGAGAGGCAGAGGAGAAAAGAAAACAGAGGAAAAAAACACAAAAGGAAUCCAGAAAUAGAGAUUCCGAGGACAAUGAAUCGUUACCAAUUAUUCAAAAACCGAAGAGAAAAACAAGAAAACCAAAGAGGUAUUUAAAUGAUGAAGAGCCAGUUGCUGCAGUCGGCGAGGAAGUGGAAGUGGACACUACAUUAUGUUCUUUCUGCACGAGCCACGAGGCCCCAUCAACGAGCACGUCCGAUCGAGAAUUUGAUGGCUGGUUUAACUGCAAUGUGUGUGACAGCUGGUUCCACUGUGUCUGUCAAGGCUUUACAAAUGAAGAGACACUACCGACACCCGUCCUAUUUGCCAAGACUGUGCCAGCUGGGAGGAAUAGCGCUGCUUUCUUCUUCACACCCUACCUGUCUGAGAAUGCGCUUAUCUUGUCUGCGCAUGCGGUUGACACACAUUGA